CGUACACGGCCGCCGCCGCUCCCGCCCCGUCCCGGCGUCCCGCAGACGUGAAAUGAUGAAGUCAAGAAGUUUUCCGUUGUCUCUCGUUUUGCUUGGGGCUUUCCUGUCGUUCACAAGGGGAUGGAUGGACUUGGAUGGGAGCAGAAGGCCGCACUCAGACCUGGAGGGGCUGCACCAAGAGGUAUCCGGAAGGUUUGAAGUCACAAGAAGAAAAGUUCUUUAUGGUCAGGAUGGCCUGCAUGCAUCAUGUGAGAAGAAGUACUGCGGCCGAGGGAGUAGGUGUGUGGUGAACAGGGACACCAACCAGCCUGAGUGCAGGUGUGUAGAAGAAUGCAAGUCCAGCUACAUGCCAGUAUGUGGAUCUGAUGGCAAAUUUUAUGAAAAUCACUGUCAGUUACAUCGAGCCUCAUGUCUUCAGAGGAAGAAAAUCUACAUUAUCCACAGCAAGGACUGUUUCUUCAAAGGUGACACGUGCACCAUGGCCAGUUACAGGAGGCUGAAGGGAGUCGUGUUGGAGCUGCAGGCACAGCGCUCAGCCCCACCGCGCCGCCCAUCUGCCGACAGGGCUGCCCAGAAACGGGCUUUGGUGGAGGAGCUCUUCCAGCACCUGGAUGCAAACAGGGAUGGGCACCUCAGCAGCUCGGAGCUGGCACAGGUAAUGAAGAAAGAGGAUCUGGAAGAUGAUUUAUUGGAUUGUACGCUGGAAGACCUCCUCCGGUUUGAUGAUUACAACAACGAUGGGCGCUUAACCCUGCAAGAGCUCUACACAGCCUUCCAGGUGGUCCAGCUCAGCCUGCCUGAGGAGCAGCGGGUCAGCAUCACCACCAUCACAGUGGGCCUCAGCACCAUCCUGACGUGCGGCAUCCGCGGGGCGCUGCGGCCGCCCAUCAUCUGGAAGCGCAACGGCAUCAUCCUCAACUUCCUUGACCUGGAGGACAUCAAUGAUUUUGGAGAAGACGAUUCCCUCUACAUCACCAAGGUAACAACUAUUCACAUGGGCAAUUACACCUGUCAUGCCUACGGCUAUGAAGAGCUGUAUCAGACCCACAUCCUUCAGGUGAAUGUGCCGCCGGUGAUCCGCGUCUACCCUGAGACACAGGCGCAGGAACCCGGGGUGUCGGCCAGCCUCAAGUGCCAUGCUGAAGGCAUCCCUAAUCCCCGCAUUACCUGGCUGAAGAACGGCAUGGAUAUCGUGCCAAAACUAUCCAAACAGCUCACGCUCCUAGCAAACGGGAGUGAGCUCCACAUCAGCAGCGUUCGGUAUGAAGACACUGGUGCCUAUACCUGCAUUGCUAAGAAUGAGGUGGGAGUGGAUGAGGACAUAUCUUCGCUUUUCAUAGAAGAUUCCGCAAGAAAGACCCGCCUGAGCGUCGGGAAUAUGUUCUAUGUCUUUUCUGAUGAUGGGAUCACAGUCCUUCAGCCAAGCGAAUGUGAAAUCCGGAGGCACAUCAGGCCCGAGGAGAGGAUCUUCUCCAGUUAUGAGGAGAUCUGUCCCAGAGUGGAAGGGGAAGGCACUCAGUCCUGCCUCUGGGCCUCCGCAGUCAGUGUCCGAGACAAGUACAUCUAUGUGACACAGCCUAAGCAGAACAGAGUAAUGAUCAUCGACAUCCAGACACAGAAAGCCGUGCAGUCUGUGGAUGUGGACCCAUUGCCAACCAAACUGCAUUAUGACAAAUCCCAUGACCAGGUGUGGGUGCUGAGCUGGGGUGAUAUGCGGCGAUCGUCACCAACACUGCAGGUGAUAGCGGAGGCGAGCGCAGGGGAGGAGCAGCACGUGAUCCGCACGCCGUUCAAAGGAGUGGAUGACUUCUUUAUACCACCUACAAAUCUUAUUAUUAAUCACGUUAGGUUUGGCUUCAUUUAUAACAAAUCAAAACCCGCCGUCCACAAGAUCGACCUGGAAACAGUGACCCACAUCAAGACCAUCAGCUUCAGGAAUUACAGCUGUGCACCGCAGACCAUGGCCUACACCCACCUGGGGGGGUACUUCCUGGUGCAGUGCAGGGACCAGCAGGGGGCUGCUGCCCCACAGCUCCUCAUCGACAGCGUCAGCGAUGCUGUCAUUGGCACCAACGGUGCCGUGCUGGGCACACCGCACAUCUCACCGGAUGGGCGCUUCUUGGUCAGCGCGGAUGGGGAUGGAGGCAGGAUCCAGGUCCAGACUGUGACCGUGCAGGGGGAAAUCAAGUUGAUUUACGACUUACAGACAAACAUACACGUAUCCGAUCUGACAUUUCAACCCUCUUUCACCGAAGGCAAUCAGUACUAUAUAUAUGCGACUUCACAUUUGCAAACAGAUGUGCUUUUCGUAGAGCUGUCAACAGGGAAAAUGAAUGUACUGAAGAAUUUAAAGGACCCUAUCACAUCCAAAGACUGGCCCUGGAGCAGCUACAACAGAAUUAUGAAAGACAGUGGGUUGUUUGGACAGUAUCUCAUCACACCAGCGAAAGAUUCAUUGUUUGUUAUAAAUGGGAGGCAAAACACGUUACGCUGUGAGGUUUCGGGUAUAAGGAGGGGUAACACAGUGGUCUGGGUUGGGGAGGUAUGAAGGGGCAGCAGCAGCAGAGCCUUUGGCAGACAGUACCAGUUGGACCUUUAUGCUGCAACAAGUGAGCAGUAGCAUUGUAUAUUUUUACACUGGGAGAAAAAAGAAAAAAAGAAAAAACAAACCAACUCUGUAUAGGCUUCAUGGUACAACGCUGGUCUACUUGCAAGUUUUAUAAUACAAGGUAUGCUCUGCUAAUA
Molecule: messenger RNA, 2745 nt
Organism: Phasianus colchicus (ring-necked pheasant)
Lineage: Eukaryota; Metazoa; Chordata; Aves; Galliformes; Phasianidae
Gene: FSTL4
Product: follistatin like 4
Biological process (GO): regulation of BMP signaling pathway; multicellular organism development; cell differentiation
Cellular component (GO): extracellular region
Molecular function (GO): protein binding; calcium ion binding
Source: RefSeq, a predicted model, not a curated record